This is a messenger RNA of Sinocyclocheilus rhinocerous, 1154 nucleotides long. RefSeq lists its product as uncharacterized. The record is from RefSeq and is a predicted model, not a curated record. Lineage: Eukaryota; Metazoa; Chordata; Actinopteri; Cypriniformes; Cyprinidae. Bases 66 to 1049 code for a protein of 327 amino acids. Gene Ontology annotation, molecular function: NAD+ poly-ADP-ribosyltransferase activity. The transcript is spliced from 4 exons. Gene Ontology annotation, cellular component: cytoplasm.
AGAUAUUCGCCACCUCUUAAGCAGCUGUUUGCACAGUAUGAAUUUGUCAUCCAAGAGAUUUAAACAUGUGGGCAGAGGAUGAUUUGUAUCCAGGUGUGCCGUGUCUCCAAAGCUACACGGAGCCUGUAAAUGGUCAAAUAUACCUAAUGUAUCAUGGGACCUCUCAAUAUGCUGCACAGCAGAUCAUGGCCUGUGGCUUUCGGCCAUCUGCAAAUGGCAUGCUUGGACGUGGCGUCUACCUCAGCCGAGAUCUUAACAAGGCCAGCAGAUACCCACUUAAUCUGCCUGAGCAUCAGAGAGUUGUUAUCAGAGUGCAGGUCAAUGUUGGAAGAGUAAAAAAAAUCGACUAUCAAGGUCAUCCAAUGCAGAAAAACUGGCAUGAUCAUGGGUACGACACUGCCUGGUGCCCUCCAAACUGUGGCAUGGUGCCGAGCGGCCUGGAAGAAGACUGUAUUUGGGAUCCAUGCCGGAUUCAGAUCAUUGAUAUCAUUUACCCAAAAGUGCAGUGCGGCUAUUAUAUGCCAUUUAUAUACCUGCUUUCAGGAAGAAGCAAUCAGCUUCAAAAGCAACAUCAGAGAGAUUCGAUUUGUCCUUUUUCAAACAUGUGGGUUGAAGACGAUUUGGGUCCAAGUGCUCCACCAUGCCUUGAGAGUUUCAGAGAACCAGCGGAUGGUAGAGUCUACAGAAUGUAUCAUGGCACAUCAAAGGAAGCUGCCAAAAAAAUCAAGGUCUCUGGCUUCAAACCAUCUUCUAAUGGAAUGCUUGGACCUGGUGUUUACCUCAGCCGAGAUCUAGAUAAGGCCUCCAGAUACCCUCUGGGUCUAGAAGAUGAGCAUCAGAAAGUGGUUCUGAGAGUGAAAGUUGAUGUUGGGAAAGUGAAGAAGAUUGACCACCAAGGUCAUCCACUGCAGUUUACCUGGCAUGAUCACGGGUACGACACUGCCUGGUGUCCUCCAAACUGUGGCAUGGUGCGAAGUGGUCUUGAGGAAGACUGUGUUUGGGAUCCAAAACGAAUCACAGUCAUUGGGGAAAUACGCCCAAAAACCUAAGGAGCACAUGGGGCCUGCCAUGAGCCUUGCAGUGUGCUUUCCCAUGAAGUGUAAAAUUAAUAGUUCUAAAAUGUUUUUUGAAAAUGUUAUUCCAGCUGUUGAAUA